Plodia interpunctella (Indianmeal moth) is the source of this 3347-nucleotide messenger RNA. It is a transcript of the gene stet, whose product is annotated as stem cell tumor. Gene Ontology annotation, molecular function: serine-type endopeptidase activity. Bases 469 to 1857 code for a protein of 462 amino acids. The record is from RefSeq and is a predicted model, not a curated record. The transcript has 10 exons. Lineage: Eukaryota; Metazoa; Arthropoda; Insecta; Lepidoptera; Pyralidae. Gene Ontology annotation, cellular component: membrane.
UUUACUGCAAUACAAACAACGUGUUUUGACGUUAUAUGCCCCAAAAUUGUGCCGGCCUAAUGUGUUCUUGACACGAAAUGCGCUGUAAUUCGGAAAUGAAGAACGGUGUGAAACCCCCCUUAUGAUAGUGAAGUGUGACAUUAGAUAAAUUGCCAAGGUGUUCUAAAAAUCGCCAAAAACAUACGUGCCUUAAAUUUUUCCUCCACAACUUCUUUAUUGCCAAUAUUUACAUACCAGUCCUAUGUCCAAUAUCAAAAGUCCAAAAAUGCGUCCAAAGAAAGUCCCGGAAAAUCUGUCCAGAUUAUAAAAAUGUAUUUUUGAUACACUCUUGCACAUAAUAAGUACAAAUCAAAUAAAAACAUAUAGCAGAACGUGGCAUUAGAGAUACGGAUGUCUUAGCUCUGUCUACCCCGUAAGGAAUGGAGGCGUGAUACUGUACAGUACUGCUGGGUGGAUGGUCUAUUUGGGAUGUCAGUGUGGGUGCGGAGUGGAAGCGGAGGCGGCGCGGAGUUGCGCGCGCCCGCCGCCGCCUCGACGACGCUGCUGUCGACCAACACCUCCAUGGAGUCGGGCAUCGAGGCCGGGGUCCUGCCCACGGUCACGGGGUCUCUCGCCUCAGCCCGGGACUCACUGGGGUCGCUGUCCAGGGCCGCGGAGCCCCUGUACGACACAGACCACACUGAUCUUGGAUCGGAGCUGGAUGAGGCGGAGAUCAGAAGGGAGCUGAUGCAUGAUAAAUGGCGCCUUCUUUUUGAUAGGUUUGAUCCCGAAGGCUUCGGCGAGAUCCCGUGGCCCGACUUUCUGCAGACGCUUCACAAUCCUGAUUUUAUUGCACAAGUGCCUCCACACAAGCGAGAGAUUCUGCUAGACAAAGCCACGAGCGCGACGAACGACGCGAUCACAUUUCAGGAGUUCGUCAAUGUGAUGAGCGGCAAGCGCACACGCAGCUAUAGAUGCGCGGUGCACCAGCGGGACCGCGAGGUCAGCUCCGAAAACGACUUCCACCUGCUGCUCGAAGACCCCACACUAUUUGCCAGGAUGGUGCACCUGGUGGCGAUGGAGGUUCUCCCGGAGGAGCGGGAGCGCAAGUACUAUCAGGAGCGGUACACGUGCUGUCCCCCGCCCCUCUUCAUCAUCUGCGUUACCUUUCUAGAGCUGGGAGUGUUCGCGUGGUACGCAUCAGGGUCGAGCGGGAUGGCGGCGGCGGCGGGGCCGGUUCCGGUGGACUCGCCGCUAGUUUACCGGCCGGACCGGCGCCGGGAGUUCUGGCGGUUCUUCACCUACAGCGUUGUCCACGCCGGCUGGCUGCAUCUCGCCUUCAACCUCUUGGUUCAGCUCGCGGUGGGUCUACCGCUUGAGAUGGUGCACGGGGCGCUGCGUUGCGGCGCGGUGUACCUCGCUGGAGUGUUAGGGGGUUCGUUGGCAGCCUCAGUGCUAGACCCGGACGUAUGCCUGGCGGGUGCUUCGGGCGGAGUGUACGCUUUGCUUGCGGCGCAUUUGGCAAACGCAUUGCUAAACUUCCACGCGAUGCGAUAUGGCGCUGUGCGGCUCGUGGCGGCGCUCGCCGUCGCAUCCUGCGACGUCGGCUUCGCUAUUCAUGCUAGAUAUACCAAGCAGGAAGCGCCGCCGGUGUCGUACGCGGCGCACGUGGCGGGCGCCCUCGCCGGCCUCACCAUCGGGCUGCUGGUGCUGAAGCACGCGCAGCAGCGGCUGUGGGAGCGGCUGCUGUGGUGGGCUGCCCUGGGCGCGUACGCGGCCUGCACGCUGUUCGCCGUAUUAUAUAACGUGUUCAGCGGGCCCGUGGACGAGCUCCACUACAUGCCCCCUGACCCGCCGCCCGACGUCGCCGGCUUUUGACCUGACAACGCGACGACUGCCAAACGACUGGACUUGGGCUUUGAUCUACACAACCCAAUCACUGAGUUUUAAACUGUGUUACAUCCUUGUAUGAAUACGCUCAAUAUGUCGGUAGGAAUCGAUAUUUUAGAAAACCAAAUUUUUUAAUUGUAAUAUCAAUGCAGCUCAAUAAUUAUGGUGAAAUUAAUCAUAGCAGCAUAUUAAAAGUAAAAAGUUGUUCUAAUCAAUUUAUAUGGACUGAUAAGCGUAUUUAUGCAAGUAUGGUGUGACAUCCAACCCCACAAAUAAUUAAUUCAAAUAUUUCAAUAGUACACGUCUGAGAAUAUCGAUGUCCGAUAGUCGAGUAGUCAAAGCGUAAGGCCAGGUGUUCAUGCAACCACUGCGACCUACCACGCCUAGUCAAUUUACCUUAGUGUGAUUCGCGUAAGUAGCGUUAUAGUUAGAGAGGAGGCUUGUAGCCAGUUUUACACAUCGUGUAUCAUGCCUAUUCCAGUGAGAAGAUUUAUGAAUCUUUGUUUUUUUUUUAUAAUUGUAAAUCUCGCAUCAAAGUAUGUGAAGUUUAUCGAUUUUGCCUUGUUGUAUUGUAGCAUAAAUGUAUGCUGUUUCGUUUGUUUGAGGCCUCCUCGCGAUACUUAAUUGUUAAGUAGUAUUAAUUGUAUUUAAUAGGUGAACUAUUUUUGUACCUACUGUCUGCGUCCGUAGUCUAAUGAUGGCGAAACCGCGACACAAACACAGUAUAUGUUCCGUGUAAACUUUAGGCUAAAUGUAAUGUUGAUGAAUCUUGUUUGAACAAAACCGGUAUAACAAAAGUGAACUGAAAAGAUUUCGGUAUUAGUUCUAUAUAUUACAAAAUUCGUCACAACAAUAAUCCUAGCAACAUAACAUUUAGACCAAAAGGCAGCGUAGUUAUGCCCAGCACACCAAAGAUUAGGAUAAAAGUCAUCUAUGCUUGAAUGGUGGUAAACUUUCUCUCAUUUUAUAUUUGAUUUGAGCCGAUUUAAUAGAAUUUUAUUAAAUGAUUGCUCAGAAUGAAUACUUUAAGUAUGCCUCAAUAUUGAUUUUAACAUGAUUAAUGUAAGUAAUGUUGUGCAAAGUGCUCAAUUGCAAUUACAUAUUUUUUUAUUGUUAAUGAUGCUCAAAGUGAUUAGGUUUCUGUGCGAUUGAUGGAAAUUGUAUUAUUUGAUUUUAAGUUGAAAUGCACACUCGUCCGUACCGACUGGACCACGAUUUAUUUUUUAAUCAGUUAACUGGAACUCACUAGAAUAGAUAUUAUAUUAAUAAUGUGCCUGAUUCCUAUUAUUGUAAAUUUGAUUGUAUGUAUAAUUUAAUUCUAAUCAAAUAAUGUCACGACUGAUUUUUGUAUAAAUUAUUACAGAGUGUUUUUCAUUAAUUUAUUUUAAAAUUAUUUUAAGUGUGAAUCGAAAUAAUAAUUAUGCGAUUAUAUGAAUGAAAACUAAGAAUGAUUAUGAUUAAAAGUGAUUCGAAAAUUA